UCAUUGAUCUGCAGGCUUCGUGCCAGCUUAUGCACUCCGGAUGAUUCUAUCAUCGCUGGAUAACCCUACUUCUGACUUGGUAUCGACGGCCAAAUAUUGGGCACUCCUUACAUUUGUAGCAAAUUUGUCUUUCGCGCAAGUCGAUCUCUUCAAAAACUGGCACACUCGCCGAUUUUAUGAACGGACUCGCGGACAACUCUUCUGUGCUUUACACUACAAAGCAUUGCGCCGCAGGGAUAUCAGCGGCAAAAUUGCCAGCGGAGAAGACGAAGAAGGAAGUGCUGACCUUGGGAAAAUAGUGAAUCUCAUGCAAGGCGAUGCGUAUGCUGUCGCUCAGCGGUUUUUGGAUUUUGCUACGAUCUUCUCGUCUCCUGCACGGCUCGUGAUAGCGUCGAUCUUCCUCUACAGGAUAUUGGGAUGGAGCGCAAUUUCAGGCGUCGCUGUGAUUCUUUUUGCCUACAUUUUGAACUAUCCGUUGGCGACAUAAGCAUCAAGAUUACCCGAGCAUCAUGGAAGGCCAAGGAUAAAAGGAUGAAUGUCGUGAACGAAUUACUCCAGAACAUCAGAUUUUUGAAGUUUUACGGUUGGGGUAGGUGAGCAGAAUUUAA
Suillus clintonianus is the source of this 608-nucleotide messenger RNA. RefSeq lists its product as uncharacterized. The record is from RefSeq and is a predicted model, not a curated record. Gene Ontology annotation, molecular function: ATP binding; ABC-type peptide transporter activity. Bases 41 to 487 code for a protein of 148 amino acids. Gene Ontology annotation, cellular component: membrane; fungal-type vacuole. The transcript is spliced from 4 exons. Gene Ontology annotation, biological process: transmembrane transport. Lineage: Eukaryota; Fungi; Basidiomycota; Agaricomycetes; Boletales; Suillaceae.